Molecule: messenger RNA, 8884 nt
Organism: Pocillopora verrucosa
Lineage: Eukaryota; Metazoa; Cnidaria; Anthozoa; Scleractinia; Pocilloporidae
Product: protein transport protein Sec16A
Biological process (GO): Golgi organization; autophagy; COPII vesicle coat assembly
Cellular component (GO): endoplasmic reticulum exit site; ER to Golgi transport vesicle membrane
Source: RefSeq, a predicted model, not a curated record
CAUAUAUGUUAAAAAGUUUACUUCAUCGAGAACUUUGUUAGACUUACGAAACUUUAUUCCACGUUGUUGCACUGUUGACUUGGUGUCUCCCUUUAUCCAUCGGUGAUCUCUGGCUUCGUCCUAUCCGGAGGAAGUCCCAGAACUCCGCCAUGGAUGAGGGGGCUUCAUCAGUGCUAUAAGUUCUAGCUUGAGCAUCGUGAAUUCGUUCUACACGUUCUUCGCGUUAGUAGCUUCUACCUCGAUAGGAUUUUUGAGGUCAGCCUAUAACAUGGCACAGAUUCCAGGCAUUUUUAAUGCCGCUCGAUAUUUUGGUGGUUCUAGCCCUAAUAAAGGCCAGCAAGAUUCAUUUUGGAACCACCAAUCAAGCAGUGAAAAUAAUUUCUCAGGAUCAGAAGCUCUGCAAAACUCUUUCGAAGUAGCAACAUCUCCAACACAGAGCGUGGAUCCUUUUAUGAGUUGUACUCAGAAUGAAUUUGAUGGUUGGGAUGAGUGGCCGGCUGAAUUAGACGAAUUGCUUGGCAAUACUACUACUCAUCAUUAUGAGUCGGAAAGUGUGGAUGGUUUUACUGAUUCCGAACUUGUGGUUCCACCACAUGAUGACAACGAGUUGACAGGGAGUACAACUUCAUCCUCACAAUCAUCUCCAGCCAUAAUGGAUACUAAUCAUGAUCAAAGUACUUGGGUUGAGGAGGAAACCUCCCCCUACAGUUACCCAAAAGUUGCAAAUAUGGUUAAUCAGUCUAUGACACCACAAAUGGAUUCUCAGCAGAGAUCAUUUUCUGGGGCUGACUUUUUUGAUUCUUUUCAACCUGAUGCAGUGGUGCAGGAAAGUGUUUCUGAACAUGCCCAAUUUGUUGAUCCUGAAAGCAAUCAAGAAGAAAUCACGGAGGGCAAUAAUUUGGCCAUCACAGAAUCACCUGCACCAAAGAUGGAUUAUGCAUGGGUUGAGGAACAAAACAGCCCAUAUGCAUACUCGGAAUACCCUCAGUCUGCAGUGCCACAGACUGCAUCGCAGCAAAAUUCUGCAAUUGACUGGUUCAACCAGUUCUCAAAUGAUCCAACUGACAGUUCUCAGCCUGAUGGGGGCAUGCAGAUGGCCUUCUAUCACCAAGAUAGUUCCUCCAAUGCUCCUCCUAUGAUGCAUCAAACAACAGACAUGCAAGAGUCUCAAGCUCAGCAAUACAACAGUGAGUCUUACCCACAGGGUUGGAGCCAAGAACCUGAAUCAAACAGCUGGUUCAACCGAGAAGAUGACAUUCUUGCCCAAGCAUCUUUGCAAAAUCUUGGAGAGCCUCAAGACAUGGGAGAUGCCAUGUUUGCUCCAGAUAGAGGUGUUGAGAACAAUGGUGUUUUCCCACCUGCUUCAUCAAUGGAUACUCCCUCUGAAUUACCUAAGCUAAACCAGGACUUUGAGAAACUGGAAACCCAACUGCAGCCUUCAGGCCAGGCUCCUGUGAAGGAACUUCCCCUUGGAGUUCAAGAACCAAGUGCAGCUGUUGAACAAAUUCAGCAAGGUCCACCAAUGGAGCAUGCUCUCCCAGUGCAGCAAGCUCCUCCAUUGCAGCAAGGUCCAUCAAUGCACCAUGGUCCACAAGUGCAGGAAGGUCCAUUAAUGCAGGAAGAUCCAUCAAUGCAGGAAGGUCCACCAAUGCAGGAAGGUUCACCAAUGCAGGAAGGUCCACCAAUACACCACACUCCACCAGAGCAGCAAGCUACACCAGGGCAGCAAGGUCCAUCCAUGCAGAAAGCUCCUUUAAUGCAGCAAGCUCCACCAGUGCAUCAAGCUCCACCAAUGCAGCAAGGUCCGCCAAUGCAGGAAGGUCCAUCAAUGCACCAUGGUCCACCAAUGCAGCACAGUCCAUUAAUGCUCCAUGGUCCACCAAUGCAGGAAGGGCCACCAAUGCACCAGGCUCCACCAGCGCAGCAAGCUACACCAGGGCAGCAAGAUCCAUUAAUGCAGCAAGCUCCAUCAAUGCAGCAAACUUUUGUAAUGCAGCAAGGUCCGCCAAUGCAGCAAGGUCCGCCAAUGCAGCAAGGUAUGCCAAUGCAACAAGGUACACCAAUGCAGGAAGGUCCAUCAAUGCACCAUGGUCCACCAAUGCAGCACAGUCCAUUCAUGCACCAUGGUCCACCAAUGCAGGAAGGGCCACCAAUGCGCCAGGCUUCACCAGUGCAGCAAGCUACACCAGGGCAGCAAAAUCCAUUAAUGCACCAAGCUCCACCAAUGCAGCAAGGUAUGCCAGUGCAGCAAGGUACACCAAUGCAGGAAGGUCCAUCAAUGCACCAUGGUCCACCAAUGCAGCACAGUCCAUUCAUGCACCAUGGUCCACCAAUGCAGGAAGGGCCACCAAUGCGCCAGGCUUCACCAGUGCAGCAAGCUACACCAGGGCAGCAAAAUCCAUUAAUGCACCAAGCUCCACCAAUGCAGCAAGGUCCGCCAAUGCAGCAAGGUAUGCCAAUGCAACAAGGUACACCAAUGCAGGAAGGUCCAUCAAUGCACCAUGGUCCACCAAUGCAGCACAGUCCAUUCAUGCACCAUGGUCCACCAAUGCAGGAAGGGCCACCAAUGCGCCAGGCUUCACCAGUGCAGCAAGCUACACCAGGGCAGCAAAAUCCAUUAAUGCACCAAGCUCCACCAAUGCAGCAAGGUCCGCCAAUGCAGCAAGGUAUGCCAAUGCAGCAAGGUACACCAAUGCAGGAAGGUCCAUCAAUGCACCAUGGUCCACCAAUGCAGCACAGUCCAUUCAUGCACCAUGGUCCACCAAUGCAGGAAGGGCCACCAAUGCGCCAGGCUUCACCAGUGCAGCAAGCUACACCAGGGCAGCAAAAUCCAUUAAUGCACCAAGCUCCACCAAUGCAGCAAGGUCCGCCAAUGCAGCAAAGUCCACUGAUGCACCAUGGUCCACCAAUGCACCAGGCUCCACCAGUACAGCAAGCUACACCAAGGCAGCAAGGUCCAUCAAUACAGCAAGCUCCUUUAAUGAAGCAAGCUCCCACAAUGUGGCAAGGUCCACCGAUGCAGCUUGCCCCACCAAUGCAGCAAGCUCCACCAAUGCACCAAGCUCCACUGAUGCCGGAAGCUCUACCGAUGCAGCAAGCUCAACCAGUGCAGCAAGCUCCACCAGUGCAGCAAGCUCCACCAAUGCAGCAAGCUCCUCCAAUGCAGCAAGCACAGAUGGAUUCUACUUUUUCAAAAGGGACAGAACAGAAAGAGCCAGAGGAAAAGGCGAAGUCCUUUAACCUCCAUGAGAUGCAUCGGGUAUCACCCGUAAAGGAAUCUUCAAGCCCUGAAGUACCGGACAGUCCUCGUGAUGCAUUUCAGGCUGCUUUUCUUCAGAAGCAGCUUGCUGGGAAGGCACCUGCUUCUUCACCUCGGACGUCUUUGUGGAUGAAUAGUGCUCCUCUGCCAACACCCUGUGUUCUAGCUCCUGCUGCAGUGGCUACAAUUGACUCCUCUGAGCCACAUGGAAGUGAAAGGGCUCCUUCACCUGAAAGACAGCCAAUGUCUCCAUCAGGACAAAUGCAGGAAAGAGGACCUCCAUCCCCAUUGCAGCAACCACCACCACCCACUAAUGUUCCACCUGAUGUUAUUCAACAAUCACAUUCAGUUGUAGCUCCUACAAGUCAAGAGGCAAUCAUGCCACAUGUGUUAGCAACAUCUGAUGGUGUUGAUCAGAGAAUGGCACCACCUUUGCCUGCUGCUCCUCCAGCUCAUGUUGGGAGAGAGUCUGUUACAUACCCUUAUGUAAAUCAACAACCAGAUGUCCAGCCACAUACAGCUGAAGUUUCCUACAGUGCUUCCAGAAGUCACAAUCAAGGAGUAGCACCACUGGAACCUGUGGCUCCUCCACCUCAUUUGGGUGAGGAGUUUGUCCCGCACCGUUGUGUAAAUCACCAACCAGAUAUCCAGCCAUUUACUGCUGAUGUUUCUCGCAAUAUUCCUGAUGGUCAUGAUCAAAUAGUAGCAACCCCAGAGCCUGCUGCUCCUUCAGGUUAUGUGGGUGUGGAUCCUGUCCCCCACUCCAGAGUAAAUCACCAACCAGAUGUCCAGCCACAUGUUGCUAAUGUAGUCUUUCCAACUCUAAGUGACAAUGUGAACCAUCAAGUUCCAGUAAAUCCCAAUGCAUUGCCCCGAAGCACUGCGGAGCCACACCAUGGGUCCAUGGUUCUACCACCUGAAACAUCAAAGACAGCUUCAAUUUCAACGCAGGAACCAAUUAUGCAACCUCCCAAGGUUGAAGCAAAACCAGAACCAACACCAAUGUCAUUGGCAUCUUUGCUUCAGGGGGAAAAGAAGCAACCUAAAAAGAAAGCAUCUGACGUUGAUAAGAGCUUGCAGAAUCCAGUUCCAAUGCAGUCUUUCACUAACACUGUGCAGGAUUCCUCAUCUCCUCUCUCUGCACAAGAGAGAGACAAUCAUCCUUUUGAUUCAAGAGGUAGAGUAGAUGAGGGACGUCGGCCUGAGCAUGAUCCAAGUGACCCUCGUGAUACUGAUUCACCAGAAAAUUCAAAGCGCAAAGAUGAUCCUUAUUAUGACCGAGACAGACGGGAUCCAUAUUAUGAACAUGAUAGAAGAGAUUACAGGCGGGUGCAUGAAAGAAGGGAUUAUGACAGACACGAAUAUGGCCGAAGAGAAUAUGAUAGAAUGGAGUAUGACAGGAUGGAAUAUGAUUAUCGGGACAGAAGGGAAUUUGAUCGAAGAGAGAGUGAUCACAGUAGAAGAGAUUAUGAUCCCAGGGAUUAUGACCGAAGGAGAAGUUAUGAUAGAGGGGAGAGCUACGACAACAGAGAUGCCUAUUACGGUUAUGGGUCCCCAAGACAAGGAAGAAGGAGUUAUGAUGAUCACAGAACUUCCAGAGAAGAUUUGUACAGAGUCUCUGAUCCUGCAUAUCCUCAUUCAUACUAUAGUGGACGCAGUACUCCUUCAUCUGAUAGAAACAGUCCUUCUUAUGACAACUCAUCGACUUCCUACCCCUCACAUCAUUAUGGCUAUCCAUCAUAUCCACCAUAUCCAUCAUAUCCUGAUACUCAAUCCAUGGACAUGUACCAGUAUUUAACAAUGUUGUACUAUUACUAUCCACAACACUAUGAUCAGUAUUGUGCCCAGCUUGGAUACUAUAAUACUGGUUACACCCCAGAGCAGAUGGCUCAGUAUUACAAUGGAACCCAGUACCCUCCUGGUUACCAAAACUCUCAGCCAGUACAGGCUGCUCAGACUGAAGUCCAAGAAUCUGAACCUGCACGACUGACUCCACAAUUGUACAGAGUCCAACAUCCCUUAGUGCGUUUCAGUGGUAACAGGUUGAUCUCCCUCCUAGGCAGUGGGGAAGAAGAUGAACAACCCAAGUGUGUAGUUGCAGCAGUUCAGAUGGUGUUUGAUGAAGAACAGAUAAAUCUCAUCAAAGCAUUUCCAGGCCCACUUUCAAGCAUGUACUCUAGUAGAACAGAAGUGAUGUCUUACUGUGAACAGAGAAGUGCUACAACAGACACAUCCAUUGAAUUAGUGAAAUCUCUAAUUUGGAAAAUUCUUGGGAAUCUAGUCAAGCACAAUGGAGCCUUUGUACCAUCCGAUUUGGCUGAAAUCAUUAUGGCAAACUGGAGGAUGUCUAAUGCAUCAGAUGAACAUGAAUUCCCAUGUGCUGAGAAUGCACUGCCAGCUUCCGAGUCUGAGAAGAACAAACAUGUUGCAGUUUAUAGAGAGAUGCUUUUAACAGGUGCAACUAAGGAUGCCCUGGAGUACUCCAUGAGAUAUGGUCUGUGGGGACACGCCAUGAUGCUGGCAGGAAAAAUGGAUAAGAAAGUGCAAAAUGAUGUUAUGACAAGAUUCAUGAGGACUAUGACUGAUUUUGAUCCAAUCCACACGGUUUACAAUCACCUUUCUGGAAGACAACCUGUUGCAUUGAUGACACCUGAUGACUGGCAAAGGAAUCUUGCAGCAAUGGUGGCCAAUCCACCCCGUCAGCACCCAAAGAGUAACAAGAAGAACAUCAUUUGUUUGGGAGAUACUCUGAUGGCUAAUGAUCAGGUUUGGGCUGCACAUUUAUGUUACCUGUUGGCUUCUGAAAAGUUUGGUUUUCCAUCUGAUGAAAAGACCAAGAUGACACUGAUAGGAGUAGAUCACAGAAAAAAUCCACUCACAGAGAAAUCCAUCCCUCUUGAAAACUUGCAGAUGAUGGAGGUUUUAGAGUAUGCUCUUAGUCUAAACAAUGAAGAAUAUCAUAUCCCAGUGCUGCAGACAUACAAAUAUCUCCACGCUGAAAAGUUGGCUGAGGGAGGUUUCACUGAUGAGGCUCAGCAGUAUGCAGACCUCAUUAGUCGUAUAAUCAUUAAACAUCCUCACCACUUUAACUCUACAUUAACCAAGAACAUUAAAGAGCUGGCAGACAGAUUAACUCCUGAAAGUGAAGAGGCUGCUGCUACAGAAAUGACAGAAAUGUUGGACAGGCUUCUGCAAGCUAAAGAUCAAUCAUCCCAGAUCAGCAGUUCUGUUACAGAAAGUGAAGGUGACGCAGAAGAUCCCCUUGGAGAAAGCUCAGUAUCCUUUUUCUCAGGAUAUGAGCCUACCCCCAAACAUCAGGAGGCAGAGGAAGCUGAAACAGCACCUCCCAUAAGACCGCCCUCAGCUACUGGUCAUCAUCAAGAUUCAUGGUCUAGUGGUAUGGAUCCAGAAGCUACUCAGCCUGAAAAGCCUCUAAUACAAGGAACUUCAUCCAUGCAGCAGUUUCCUUCAAGCGCUGCAUCCCAACCUCCAGACGUUUGGUCAGAGCCUUCAUCUGCAGCAAAUCCUCCUCCACAGCAACCUUUCUUUGUGCCAGGUCCUCCUGUGUCACAACAAGUUACUGAACCAAUGGUCAAUGACCCACCAGCUGCAGUGGAGGACCAGCCUUAUUACCCCCAGCAGCCAGUGUGGAAAGACAAUUACCAGGAGGUAUCAGAAGUAUCAUGGAAUGACAAUCAUCAAGAGCCCUCUUGGAAUGGCAGUCGUCAGGAACCGUCUUGGAAUGGCAGUUAUCAGGAACCAUCCUGGAAUGAUAGUCAUCAGGAACCAUCCUGGAAUGACAGUCAUCAGGAACCACCUUGGAAUGACAGUGGCCAGUCAUCAUGGUCAGAGGGAGUCAGAAAUGAGGAACCAAAGAAAGUUGAGCCUCCACCACCUAAAGAGCCUGAGCCACCAGCAAAAGAAGAACCAAAGCCCAAACCAUCUGAGAAGAAAAAGAAUGCUAAGAACAGCAGUAAGGGUGGCUGGUUCUCAGGUCUGUCUGGGAUAAUUCAGAAAGUCAUGCCUCGAGGCUCCAAUGAAAUGAUUCUUCCUGAUGACAAAAAUAAAACGAUUUACUGGGACGAGGAGCUCAAAAAGUGGGUUAACACUGAAGAGGAUGAGCAGGAGAAAACUCCACUACCCCCACCCCCAAGUGACAUGCAGCUUGGUGGAGGUAUGCCACCUUCUAUUCCACUCAGCAAUGGCUUCCCCCCCAGUGCAGCGUCAAAAAUGAAUGGUGCUCGUGAGACAUCUGCAGCUCCUCCUCCAUUUGGGGCCCCAUUGUUGCCAAAUGUUCCUGCCAGCCAGCAGUCCAGUCCAGGCAUGCUACCUGGAAUGACGACUCCUUCAACACCUUCUAAGUUCUCGCGGUUGGCACACGGGGGCAGAAGACAUGCUAAGAAGUAUGUGGAUGUCUUGAACCCAAAUAGCCAAAGCUCCAAUGCUUCUGCUCCACUUCCAAGCGGUCUUCUGCCCAUGAUGCCCGGCCCAACUACUGAAUUUAAAGGAAACCUUUUCAUACCUGCUCCUGUGACUACAACUGAUCAGAGUGCUGAUCAACAGCCUGCUAUUGGCAAUCCUUCAUCACGUCCCUCAUCCCGAAAUGAAGAAGAGGACAGGGGCGAUCAACAGUCACAGCAUUCCCGAUCAAGCUCUGUUUCCCUUACUUCAGCUGAAGUCCGUAGCUAUAUGAUGCCCCAGGACCCAGACCCACCCCCUCAAGAAACCAAUUCCGUUCCUCCACCUAUGUUCUUUGAUCCAAUAGUCUUCAGUCAGCCUCAGGCUCAGGCCUCACCAAGAAAAUCUCGCUAUCCGGGUAUCCGGAAAAACUAAUUGUCUAAAAAAAACAUUUAAUUUAAAAAUUGGAGAUUUUGAAAUAUUUGUCUGGUGUAUUUAAUUUUAUGAUAUUUUUGAGAAGUUUUUGCAUAUGAUUCACGUUUCCGCUUCCUUCCUUUCCUUCCUUUCUCUUUCUCUCUUUCUCUUGAUUUUCAUAUUUUGAAUUUAAGCUGUACUUUUUCCAUUCUUCCUCUCAAAAAUUAAUUCUGCUCUGGGUCUGACCCAUUUUGAUCGGGAUUUUUUCAUCAAGUUUUCAGUGGUUAUCAAAUGAAAAAAUCCACAUUGAUUUUUUUUUUUUUUUUUUUCAAACCAGACAAAUAUUUCAAAAUCUCCAAUUCCUCUAACUGUAAUAAAUAAAAAUUAAUGGGUGGAGCAACAAAAAAAAAAAAGGGGGGGGUGUUAAUACUAUUUAUAAGAAUUAUGGCACUUUUGGACAAUUUUAAUCCUAUUUCUCAAAGAAAAAUGCAUUGAUUCCAACAGCACUUUAUUUCACAACUGAGAUGUAAGAUUAUUUUAUUUUGAAUUCAGCUACAGAUUUACACUUUAUUAUUUUGAUCUGAAUCCUUUGCUGUCUUUGAAUGUUUUUUAAUGAGAGCCAGGCUUCCUUUUUUUUCACCAAAAUUUUUAUGUUUUAUUAGCUUAAUCCACCUUUAUUAGUUUAACUUCCAAGUUACCUUAUCUACUCAGUCUACCUUAAAUUUGUUAUCAAUCCUUCUGCUCUUUGGUUAAGACACUUAUCUAUAUAGUUAUCUCCUUUAGUAAAAAAAAAAAAAAUGGACUAUCUGCUCU